Dipodomys spectabilis (banner-tailed kangaroo rat) is the source of this 3350-nucleotide messenger RNA. It is a transcript of the gene Znf438, whose product is annotated as zinc finger protein 438. Bases 376 to 2850 code for a protein of 824 amino acids. Lineage: Eukaryota; Metazoa; Chordata; Mammalia; Rodentia; Heteromyidae. Gene Ontology annotation, cellular component: nucleus. Gene Ontology annotation, biological process: regulation of transcription by RNA polymerase II. Gene Ontology annotation, molecular function: DNA-binding transcription factor activity, RNA polymerase II-specific; sequence-specific DNA binding. The transcript has 8 exons. The record is from RefSeq and is a predicted model, not a curated record.
CGCGGCCUGACCUCCCCAAACGCCGGGCCCCGUGACGUCACCUCGCCGUGACGCGCACGCAGUGAGAAAAACUAAUUAAUUUUAAAAGAUGUACUGUAUAAAUGACUACACGAACCUUGAGAAAUAGAAAAAUACCAGAAAUUUGUCAACUACUUUUUCAGGAACAAGCUUAUAUUAAAUAACGAUGAAUGCCAUGUGUCAUCCCAUGUGGAAGUUUUGAAGUUAGAAAACAUUUGCUAGCACAGAUCAUCUCAAGUUGAAAUAAAUAGUAAUGGUUACAAGCAAAUCUUCAUUUGACAUCAGAGAAGAAGCAUAUGACAACAGAAAAUAAGAGAAAACUGUCUGAACGUUACUAUUCAAGUCAAGUACAUCAUAAUGCAGAAUUCAUUAUCAGUACCACCAAAAGAUCAAGGUGAAUCAAACAUCACUUCUGGAACAGUACAGAGUGGGAAAAGUUUGCAGAAUAAGAGUCAGUUUAGGACUAUUGCACCAAAAAUUGUGCCCAGAGUCCUAACCUCUAGAGUACUGCCAUGUCCUGCACCUCCACUGUCUGAUCAGGGGAGUCUGGGGUCCCCCCUGGCCUCCAAACCCCUGGCAAUGCCCACCCACAACUAUGCACUGAUGCAGGUGGCUGGCCAGGAGGGGACAUUUUCUCUCGUGGCUUUGCCAAAUGUUGCCUCAGCCCAGCCAGUUCAGAAACCCAGGAUAUCCCUGCCUGAAAACCUUAAACUGCCUAUUCCUCGAUAUCAGCCUCCAAGAAAUAACAAAGGAUUGAGAAAGAAACCCAGCCUGGGUUCUCCUGAAAGUGGAUGGAGCAGAUUUCCUGUCCCAGCCCAGACAUGUCCUCAGAUGUGUCCUUCCCCACCUGCCCAUCUAGAAUUUCCAUGCAAACCUAGUCCUCUCAAACAAGCACCAUCAUUAGACCAAACCCCAAGCAGCAUGAGCACAGCUCCACUGACCACCAGUGGUGGCCACAGAGACUCAAGAUCCCCAGUGGCCAGCAGCCAACAAGAUUGGAGCCCUCCUGCUAUGCCAUCAUUGGCCACUUCAGAGGAACUGUCUGUCAUGCAGAGCCUCUCAAAGAUUUCUGGGAAAACAAGCUUUCUAAUCAAGGAAACAGCCAAGAAACCUCCUGCUGUUGCCAGUGAACAACUUGAAGCACAAGCUGAUGAUACGAAAUCCAUGACCAAUUUAUUACCCACCAUUUUUAGCAAUGCAGUUCAGUUGGUCUCUUCAGUUCCUGCAGGAAAACUACCAGUCUUGCCCUAUACCAGAAUAAAAACAGAGGUUUGUAAAAGUGAAUCAGAUACCUGUGCUGCAGAUUUUUCUCUGCCUGGACAUAAGACAGACUGUGCUCAGAAAUCUUCUAUUACGGGAGACUUCCAUAAAGCUACCAAAAAGGGAAGCAAGGUACCUGUUUCACAGAUGUCAAAGCAGAGCCUUUGUGAAAACGACUUUUGUCCAGUCACCAAACCAGAUCUCAACCACAAAGCCAAAAUGAAUGGGGGAACAGCAAAGAAAAGAGGAAGGAAAAGAAAGGUAGCAGAUGAAAUUUUGGCAUUUCAGGGGAAAAAGAGGAGGUGCCGUAUUAAUAAAUGUAGAGAUGGAAAAGAAAGAGCAAAAAUGGAUCCUCAAGAAUCUAGAGACCAAAAGCCUGGGACUAUGAGAAAGUACCGUAGUAUUAUGCCCAAACCUGUCAUUGUCAUGCCUGCUCUGACCUCCCUGGCUUCUCCUACAGCUCUGUUACCACCCCAAACACCCGGCAGCUUACAACAGGACACCUUAUUAAGUAGUUCACCCACUCCUAAAUACUUCACCUAUAAGCAGAAUGACAGCCCAUCCCCUAGACCCAGCUCUGGACUCAGAAAAGGGUUUUCUGGCAUUAAGAAGCCUUGGCACAGAUGUCAUGUCUGUAACCACCACUUCCAGUUCAAGCAGCACCUUCGAGAUCACAUGAACACACACACCAACAGACGGCCCUACAGUUGUCGGAUUUGUCGCAAGGCCUAUGUACAUCCGGGCAGCCUGAGCACACACAUGAACCUUCAUCACAAUGAGAACCGUCUGAAGAAACUGGUGUGCUGUGAGUUCUGUGCAAAAGUGUUUGGUCACAUCCGAGUCUAUUUUGGCCACCUGAAAGAAGUACACAGGGUUGUGAUCAGCACUGAAGCCUCCACCAGUGACCCGCAGUCAGGGGACAUGCCGAAGAACAGAGACAGAGAUGCUAGUAUGCGAGGAAUAGAGGGAUCCCUGGAGAGGGAAAACAAGUCAAGCUUGGAAGAAGACAUCCUUCUCAACCAGGCAGAAGAAGUCAAAUUGCAGAUCAAGUGUGGCCGUUGUCAGAUCACUGCUCAGUCGUUUGCUGAAAUCAAGUUUCAUCUGCUUUGUGUUCAUGGGGAGGAAAUUCAAGGCAGGCUACAAGAGGGGAUCUUGCCAGGCAGCCGAGCUGCUCAGGAAGCACUGGUUAAACACUCAACUCCUGACUGGAAACCGCACCCAGAGAGAAGAAAGCAGGUGAAGCCCUGUGCCCCAGAGGCGUUUCCGAGACUGAAAAAGCAGCUCUGCCUCCAUCAGAAAGACAGUGUGGAGACACUCCUGGACAACGAAGUGGAUCAGCCAGGAACAAGCGAGCCCCAGGCCCCUGACUGCCCCAGCUCCCGUACCCUUCUCCUCUGGUCUGAUUCAGGCUUUAACUGUCUCCUCUGUGCCCAGACACUGGAGAGGAAGGAGGAUCUGCUCCUCCACUGGGAACACCGCCAUAACUGUGAGGAUUCCUCCAAACUGUGGGCUAUCUUAAGUGCAUUCGCUAACCAGGGAAGGAUCGAACUUUCCCAUGAAGCUGGAAAAUGAUAUCCUGAAGCAAACUGGGCUAAAGAGUUUUCCUAGCACCUUUCUUGCACAGCUUUGGGGUUUCUGGUGGUACUUCAUUAGAAGAAGAAAAUAAGUUAAGAUCAACCUCAAUGAACAGAAGUGAUUUUUGUACAUAGUUUUAUUUUCUUAUAAAAUAAAAUAUAUGCCCUGGAUGCACUUUUUUUUAACCACAGUCAGUCUCAUUUUAAAAUUAUAUGUAUGGACUCUUAAUAUCUUAGGCUUUAUUUAAGAAUAAGUAGAAAGUAAAAAUUUAGAGACUGAAAUGUAGAAAAUUAUAGAUGGUUCUUUACAUACAAUUUUCAGUAAGUGUCAGGGGGAGUUCAUAAAGAACACAAAAAGUGUGUGUGUAUGUUUUCUGCUUAUAUAGAUCAACAAAUAUGAAAAUUCUUAGGAGAAAAUUCCAUUUCAGUGGCAACUACAGUGUCAAGUUAGAUGAUAAUGUUGUUGUUUAUUAAAAUAUACUUUAUUUGAAUAUGCUA